GAAACCCUUCUUGCCGGAUCACUUCGGGGGCCGACCCAUUGGGAUCCAUCGCCGAUGGGCUGUGCUCAAGUACGAGAAGGGACAAUACCUCAACCCACACAUCGACGGGCACACGCCAGGCACUGUCCGAAUAGGAGAUGAGUUGCAGAAGGAGACGGGGACACGUUCUUACAUGUCUUGCCUUUUCUGGCUGAGCGACGAUGUGGAAGGAGGUGAGACCGUCUUCACAUAUCCGCAGGGCGGGACCUGGGUGGCGAUUCCACCGAAGACUGGUGCUGCACUCUUGUUUUACCAUGGGCAGAAUGCGGUCAACAACCCCAUGCAUUAUGGCGGCGAUGUGAAGUCCGGCAUCAAGUACUUGGUUCGCUCAGACAUCAUUUACCAGACCUGA
This is a messenger RNA of Symbiodinium necroappetens, 391 nucleotides long. Lineage: Eukaryota; Dinophyceae; Suessiales; Symbiodiniaceae. The record is from the annotation of a GenBank genome assembly.